Strongylocentrotus purpuratus (purple sea urchin) is the source of this 2703-nucleotide messenger RNA. RefSeq names its product alkaline phosphatase. Gene Ontology annotation, biological process: dephosphorylation. The coding region runs from base 77 to 1702 and encodes 541 amino acids. NCBI's taxonomy places the organism in Eukaryota, Metazoa, Echinodermata, Echinoidea, Camarodonta, Strongylocentrotidae. The transcript is spliced from 9 exons. Gene Ontology annotation, molecular function: alkaline phosphatase activity. The record is from RefSeq and is a predicted model, not a curated record.
GCGGCCAAAGCUGCAGGGUAAUUGAUCCAUAAGGAAGUCAAAACAGAAUUGUCUGUAAUUGGUAUCAUUUAUCACCAUGGAAACGCUUCGAUAUCUUCAAAUAGUCGUCUGUCUUUUCUCGUUAAGCCUCGCAACUAGCCAGAAUGCUGAAUUUUGGAACCAGGAGGCGCAAGAUUCUCUCAAGGAAGCGAUCCGCCUGACGGAACGGAACGUCAACACCGCCAAGAACAUUGUCCUGUUCCUCGGCGAUGGCAUGAGCAUCGAGACCUUGACAGCUGCCCGCAUCCUGAAGGGACAACUCGCAGGAGGUUUGGGGGAGGAUGCCAAACUAGCAGUGGAGGACUUUCCACAUUUUGGCUUGGCAAAGACAUACUCGACCAACAAGCAGGUACCGGACUCGGCUGCCACGGCCACAGCCUACCUGUGCGGAGUCAAGACCAAGACGGGUGUUCUCGGGGUCGACGAUAGGGUAGAGAGGGGUGAUUGUGUCUCUUCCCUCGGAGGGGAAGUUAAAUCCAUCCUGGAAAUGGCCCAAGAAGCAGGGAAAUCCGUUGGUUUUGUUACGACCACCACACUCACUCAUGCAUCACCUGGUGCCCUCUACGCCAAAGUCCCGGACAGGAAAUGGCAGUCUGACAUGGACAUUCCUCGCGGGGAACGCAACCUGGGUUGCGUCGACAUGGCGCAACAGUUUGUCAGCAACAACAACAUUCAGGUUGCCCUCGGAGGCGGGAGAAUGAAAUUUAUGAGCAGGAUCAACAGAGAUCCGGAAUAUCCGAGCAUGCCUGGAUCUCGAAUAGAUGGCCGUAAUUUGAUUCAGGAGUGGAUCAACAACAAACCGGAUCAGGACCGAGCCCACUACGUCUGGAACGAGGCGGAUUUUAACAAAAUCGAUCCGGAGCAAACCGACUACCUCCUCGGUCUCUUCGAGUACAGCCUCAUGAAAUUCGACAUCCGUCGCGACAACGACACGGGAGGCGAACCCAGCAUCGCCGAGAUGACCGACAAGGCCAUCCGGAUCCUCAGCAAAAACCCCAACGGAUUCUUCCUCUUUGUCGAAGGUGGUCGUAUCGACCAUGGACAUCACUUCGGCGUGGCCAACCUGGCUCUGACGGAGACGGUGGCGAUGGACAAGGCUAUCGACGUCGCCCUCGGAUUGGUCGAUACCGAGGAGACCCUUGUCAUGGUUACCUCCGACCACGCCCAUACAUUCAAGAUGGCGGGCUACUCGGCUAGGGGAAACCCCAUAUUAGGCAAGUCUGAUGGACGGUCUACCGAUUUGGGGUCAUACACCACAGUCGGCUACAUGAACGGACCCGGUGCGAUCAUUUCAUCUCUCUCCUACAGACUUCUUGGACGGCGCCCUCCUGUGACGGAUGCUAACACAGGAAGACCGUUCUACCUGCCCCAGGCUGUCGUGCCGACGUUCCUCGAGACACACGGAGGUGACGAUGUCGCUAUCUUCGCCAUCGGACCCAUGUCCCACCUCGUACACGGCGUUCACGAGCAGAACUACGUGUCCCACGUGAUGCAGAGGGCGGCCUGUAUCGGCUACUACGCCGACAACUGCCAGCCCGUUCAGGCCGCGGCCGGCGAUGACGACUUUGGCACGCUCUCCGACGCGACUGCCCUUCGCGUGGAUGCUAAGCUUGGCAUUUUGCUUGUGUUUUCCGUCCUCUUGGCUUUGGUCAAGAUUGCUUAAAAUCAUCCAAUUCGUCAACCCCACUUUAUUCACAUUAUUUCUGUUAAUUUUUAAUAGGAGGAUGAUCAAGGCAACAUGAGCAUUUAAAAAUAAAUCACUUGUUCUUUUGAUUUUCAUCUAAAAAUGUGAGUAACUGAAGAAGAAGAAAAAAUGGCUACACAUUCCCAGCGAAGUUUUCGAAGCUCCUAAGAUUGGAUUAAUUAUUUAAACCUUUUAUACAGUGAUUGUGGGAAUAUCUUUUUUUUUCUUGGUGGAUACAAUUUAUAUCUUCUAGAUCUUCUGAGAAGAUCUAAACAAUUUCAUUUUUUGUAUAAUUUCCUCUACAUAAUCUUGAUGGGGAGUUAUUGUCAAUUUACAUGUCUUAUCCCAACUAAUAACGCUUUAUAGGCCAACAUAUAGUCAGUUUAUACAUUUAAUUUCCCAUUUACUUUACUAAUAACACAUCUCCAAGGAGACAAAAUAUUCUAUGAUGCACGUUUACAAAAUGUUUUAUAAUGUUUAGUUUCUCUAUUUCUUUUUUCUUUUUAUUUUAACGCAACUAUGACUGCAUUAUUGAUUCAUGUUAUUUAAAAUAAUGAUUACAGAGACUUUUAAAGACUUUGUUUACUUGUUUUCCUUGUUUCAACUGAAAUAUGUCUCCAUGUCAAUCAUUGUACUCAAACCGUAUUUCCCUUGUUUAUCAUGGUAGCACCAGAUGAAAAAAUAUUUGUAAAGCGUAUAAAGAUGGCAUGUUUAGUAUUAUCCUGUUUGAUACAAAAAUAAAACUAAUCUUGCUUUGACUUUAAUCAGUCAUAUUCCCUGAUCUAUCUCACAAUAUUUUGGUCAUAAUUGUAAUAGUAUCACAAUCACAAGUAUCACACUCAUUGCUAUGAGGUUACUCUUAUCAAUAUUACAUUAUCAUUUUAGCGAAUGUCUUCCAUAAUUAUGCUCCGCUAAUCCUAACUGAAAAACAUGACUUAUAUAAUUUUUGCAUGCAAAUUAAACAAAUAACAUAACUCUUC